Molecule: messenger RNA, 431 nt
Organism: Phodopus roborovskii (desert hamster)
Lineage: Eukaryota; Metazoa; Chordata; Mammalia; Rodentia; Cricetidae
Gene: CUNH9orf57
Product: chromosome unknown C9orf57 homolog
Exons: 3
Coding region: 1-402 (133 amino acids)
Source: RefSeq, a predicted model, not a curated record
AUGAACAACAAGAUUGAACAAAUGAAUCUGAGCACUAAAGAUAACCAUUUAAAGCUGACAUUUUUUGAUCACUCCUUCUCACUCUUGCUUGCUUUCCUCUGCUCACUCUCUCUGGUGUCCAUCACUAUUGCCCCUUUCUUUGCUGUACUUGGAGGCGUUGGAGGUGUGAUUUGCAGGUCAUGCAAUCUUUCCAUCCCAUUCCAUGGAUGUCUGUUAGACCUUGGAACCUGCAGAACAAAGCCUGGUCAGUAUUGCAUACGAGAGACCCUCUCAAAAGGUGGAAUCCAGUGGUAUUCGGUGAAAGGCUGCACCGAGGACAAAUCAGAGUGCUUCAAGAGAAUUGUGAAGAAUUAUGAAAUCCGCUCUAGUCACUGCUGCCACCGACCCCUGUGCAACUUCUGAGGAAGCGGCCUAUAUCCUUGUCACUAGGC